This is a messenger RNA of Artibeus jamaicensis (Jamaican fruit-eating bat), 1523 nucleotides long. RefSeq names its product TATA-box binding protein associated factor 13 (gene TAF13). Gene Ontology annotation, cellular component: transcription factor TFIID complex. Lineage: Eukaryota; Metazoa; Chordata; Mammalia; Chiroptera; Phyllostomidae. Bases 83 to 457 code for a protein of 124 amino acids. The record is from RefSeq and is a predicted model, not a curated record. Gene Ontology annotation, biological process: transcription by RNA polymerase II. Gene Ontology annotation, molecular function: protein heterodimerization activity. The transcript is spliced from 4 exons.
CCUCGCUCACCGGAAGUGAGACAGCGGAAGUAGUGAAAAUCCCUUGGAGCAACGCGGGUCCGUUGUGUAGCUUGCUGGUGGGAUGGCGGAUGAGGAAGAGGACGCUACUUUUGAGGAAGAAAAUGAAGAAAUUGGAGGAGGUGCAGAAGGUGGACAGGGUAAAAGAAAGAGACUUUUUUCUAAAGAAUUACGAUGUAUGAUGUAUGGGUUUGGGGAUGACCAGAAUCCUUAUACUGAAUCGGUGGAUAUUCUUGAAGACCUUGUUAUAGAGUUCAUCACUGAAAUGACUCACAAGGCAAUGUCAAUUGGAAGACAAGGGCGGGUACAAGUUGAAGAUAUCGUCUUCUUGAUUCGAAAGGAUCCAAGGAAAUUCGCUCGAGUGAAAGACUUGCUUACUAUGAAUGAAGAAUUGAAACGAGCUAGAAAAGCAUUUGAUGAAGCCAACUACGGAUCUUGACAACUUUUGUACUUUCUGAAGCUUCACUAUCUUCUGAGGAGACCCUGUAUAGAAAUAACCAUAUGAUUUACAUAGUAAGGUCCUGACAACUAAUCAUGUAAGUGAAAGAUGGACAAGGACAGAGUUUCCCACCUUUUUUUUAUGUCUUUGAUUUUGGGGCAAUGGCUGAGUCUGUAACUGCCUGUCGUGAUACUGCCACACCUGAAUCACUUACUGGGUUUUAAUGACCAUGUGUAAUUGAAGGACCUUGCAGACCUGACUUUUGACUCUCUGACCAGUGAAGUGGUGUUCAUGUAUUAGGUGGAUUUGAGCCAUUGCUGGCCAUGCAGCUUAACACGUGAGGUCUAAACGCACCUUUGCCUUUCUGAGAGCUAAGACAUGACAGCCACACUGUAACGUUUUUAGACUACAGUAGUCUGAGGGCUUAUUAAAAGACAGUGAGAUGGUUUGUGUUUCUUUUAAGGAGAUAGUAGAAGGAAAUACAGUCUGUCUUAAGGUAAUAAUUUGUUUUAAUAUUCUUUCCUUUUGAUAAGGAGUGAUUUGUGGGAGGGAGAAACUAAAAGUUUCAUGAAUACUUUGUGGAAGCCUUUUUGAUUUAAAACCUCUCGUCUCGGGCAUAUAACAUACUAUUUGUCAAGUUUUAAGAGGACUCAUUUUCCCAGGUCAGAUUUCCCUUCUAAAUAAAAAUAAAGGCUUUCAGUAACAGGAAUGGCAUUGCUUGAAAAGCCGACAGCAGGAUAGUGUUUGGGUAGUGUUUUCUGAACAUUUGUUAGUACUUGUUCAUUGCAGAAAUGUGUACUCGGCUAAAACCAUAUGUGGCUAUGGAAACCACUUUUGUAGAUCAGGAUAUACAGGUUUUGUGUGUAUUUGGCUCAUUGUAUUUAUUAUUGUACUUAGCUUAACAUAAAGAUUAAAAUUGCAUUUAGAGAGAUCAGUGAAUAUUACUCUUUGUGAAACUAAUGUCUUGUGUACCACUUCUAAACAUCUGCAAAUCAGUACUCAGGAAAAUUUUACUUUCUUAACCUAUUGAUACUGCAUUAAAGUAUGAAAAGUUAAAAAAGAUUAA